Molecule: messenger RNA, 1127 nt
Organism: Juglans microcarpa x Juglans regia
Lineage: Eukaryota; Viridiplantae; Streptophyta; Magnoliopsida; Fagales; Juglandaceae
Product: coiled-coil domain-containing protein 86
Exons: 1
Coding region: 444-1013 (189 amino acids)
Cellular component (GO): nucleolus
Source: RefSeq, a predicted model, not a curated record
UGAUCACACUAUGCCAUAUAUUACACCAUUGGAUCCCUUUCUAUUUUUAAAUUUAAAAAAAAAACAUAAUAAAAAGUUGACAGAUUAUGUCAUCUCAUAACAGUGAAAUUUGAAAAUGUGGUUUGUAAAAUUUUUAAGUCACCGAAAAAAAAACAAAAAAAAAAAACAAAACAGUGAAGAGGAUAAGUAUCCGAUUCUAUACGCCCCAUGGUCAAUGACUUGUAUUGGGCCGGACCUUAGAGAACACCCCCAAAUGUCGGUUCUUUAAAAAAAAAAUUUAAAAGAAUCCCACACUGACACUAUUGAGCCGAACUUACUCACCCGACCCAAUCCCAUCGGCCCCUUUUUCCAAAGACAUAUAUGCCUCCAUAUUCACCCUACUAGAUCUAAAACCCUAGAAGUCUCCCCCAUCUUUUGGCGAGGGUGUAGCAACUCGAUUGGUUAUGGCGUGCACGAUUGAUUUCCGGCGCCUUGACGAAGGCUUCGGCGGCAAGACCUACAAGCGAAAGCGAGAGGAAUCCAUGAAUCAGAGCAAUGAAGCGUCGGCAUCCAUGGAGAUCGACGAGGAUGACACUUGUCAACCAGCGGCUAAGAAAUCUGCAGUCGCGUCAGCGGAGGACCCGGAAAAGCCCAUCUUCGGGAAGCCUACGUACGACGGGGUGAUAGCCGGGAAGGCGUCGGGGCGAAAGUGGAAGCAGGCUAGGAAGCAAAGGGCGUCCGCGGUUAAGGUGAGCCGGAAGGGCACGAGCUUUGAGGAGAGGAAGACGCAGAAGGAGAUAAAGAGGGCGUACAAGGAGAGGAUGACGGAGCUGAAGGAGGCGAUAAGGGCGAACAAGGUGGAGAAGAGGAAGCAGAGGGAGGAGCGGGAAAAGAAGAAGCAGGAGAACAUUCUGAGGUCCGGUACGAAGCUGCAGAAGAUCACAAAUCCCAAGACCUUGAAGAAGAUCGCCAAGUCCAAGCAGAAGAAGCUACUCAAGGUCGUUCCUGAUGAUCUGGUCAACAAAAAGAAGUAAUUGUGAAAGAUCGGUCUAUUGCUUUUUAUUAUUUUCUGUAUUUUUGGUUUGGCCUUCUCUUUUUGUAUGCUUCUUAAUUGACAGUUAAAUGCGAAAAUUAUGUAUUUUGCUUUC